Molecule: messenger RNA, 5913 nt
Organism: Entelurus aequoreus (snake pipefish)
Lineage: Eukaryota; Metazoa; Chordata; Actinopteri; Syngnathiformes; Syngnathidae
Exons: 2
Coding region: 1-5778 (1925 amino acids)
Biological process (GO): DNA integration
Molecular function (GO): nucleic acid binding
Source: RefSeq, a predicted model, not a curated record
AUGGACAACGCCGAAACAAGUGGAGACAUCGGCAGCGGUGAUGUGGCCAGCACGGAAAGAGACCGUGGACACGACGCUGCCUCCCUGCAUUCCACCACAACUGCAGGAUCCAGUCUUUCCUCAACUAGCAAAGCUGCUAUCAAGGCCCGCGCUAAACUCGAAGCUGCGCGCGCACGCGCUUCCUACGGACGCCGAGAAGCAGAACUGAAGGCUAAAGAAGCCAGAAUAGCAGCCGAGUUAUCAACACUGCAGGAUGAGAAGGAGGUAGCAGCAGCAUUAGCUGAAACCCAAUUCCUCGAAGAAGCAGCUGAGCUUGAGAGCCGUGAAGGAAGUAGAAUGAGCCACUUUGGAUUGGCUAGCAAUAGCAACCAACGCACACACGACUAUGUUGAACAACACACAAAGCGACAAUCUAGCUAUGGAGAGCCCCCUGUACUAGAAACAUAUACUCCCCAAGCUCCUCAACUGUCAGCUGCAGCUCAACUACCCAAAGAGUUGACAAUUACUGCUCCUACACAACAAACUGGGAGGCCUACAUCAGCUGCUACACAGCAACACACAAGGUCGGUGCCUGCAGUACAUCGACAGUUCCCUGACACGGUCCCACCUCGUCAGUUCUCGCCUGUCCAGUCAUAUUAUCCCCCUCUCAGAACCCCGCUGCAGUCAAAUCCAAAAGACAUGACUGCUAUGAGUGACAUUGCAAGAUAUUUUGUGCGCCGGGAGCUUGUGAGUUCCGGUCUCACCCAGUUCAACGACCACCCGGAAAACUACUGGGCAUGGAAGUCCUCUUACAUCAACGCUACUGGAGAACUCAACUUAAAUGCCAGUGAGGAACUCAACCUAUUAACAAAGUGGCUAGGAAGAGAGUCCUCGGAGCAUGUCAAAAGGAUUCGCUCUGUCCAUGUCGCCAACCCUGCUGUAGGUCUGCAACUUGUCUGGGAACGCCUAGAAGAGUGCUACGACUCCCCGGAGGUGAUAGAGAGAUCCCUCUUCAAAAGACUUGAGGAUUUUCCGAAGCUGUCCAACAAAGAACCCACAAAACUAAGGGAACUUGGAGACCUGCUCUCAGAGUUAAACGCUGCUAAGUCUGAAGACUACCUGCAAGGGCUCUCAUACCUGGACACAGCCAGGGGUGUGAACCCCAUUGUAGAAAAGCUGCCACACGGUCUGCAAGAAAAAUGGUUGGCUAAGGGUUCUCAGUACAAGGAGCAGUACAAUGUUUCCUUUCCCCCUUUUGCCUACUUCACCGACUUCAUCUGCAGCGAAGCACGUAGAAGAAACGACCCCAGUUUUUCCCUCACUCUAACUCCGUUGAAAACAUCUAAUCAUCUCCCAAAGCACGAACAGUUUGAAAGAGGGGCAAGAUACGCUAAACGACAAGUAUCUACCCACAAGACAGAUGUCGAAGGAAACAACUCAACUUCUCAAAUGUUCAGUUCAAGUUACAAGCUCGACGAUGUCGGGAGACAGUGUCCCAUACAUCAGAAACCCCAUCCUCUGAACAAGUGCCGUGGUUUUCGAAGCAAACCACUUGAAGAGCGCAGAGCCUUUCUGAAAGACAAUGGGGUCUGCUUCAAGUGUUGCUCCUCCACGACCCACCUGGCGAGGAACUGUAAGACUGCUCUCAAGUGUAAUGAAUGUGAGAGCGACGACCAUGUAGCCGCACUUCAUCCUGGACCUCCACCGUGGGAUAAAGAGAACAAGGACCCCCCCUCACAGUAUGGCGGGGAGAGUGAAGAGAAAGCGCCUGGACCAGCAGUCACCUCGAAAUGUACAGAAGUCUGCGGCAAAGGGCAAAGCCUCCGGUCCUGUUCCAAGAUAUGCCUUGUUAAGGUUUAUCCCAAAACACACCCAGACAGAGCUACUAACGUCUACAUCCUCCUAGAUGACCAGAGCAACAGAUCCCUGGCGAGGUCUGAGUUCUUUGACCUCUUCCAAAUCGAAGGUUCAGACUCACCUUACACUCUCCGGACAUGUGCAGGAGUCUCCGAGACAUCCGGAAGGAGAGCCACUGGGUUCAUCGCAGAGUCUCUGGAUGGAAAAACCAGUGUGGUGCUUCCAACACUCAUAGAAUGUAACCACAUGCCAGACGACCGGUCCGAGAUCCCAACUCCCGAGGUCGCACGACACCACAACCACUUGAGGUCCAUCGCUCACAUGAUCCCACGUCUGGACCCUGAAGCCCAGAUACUAAUACUUCUUGGACGCGACGUCCUUCAGGUCCAUAAAGUCAGAGAGCAGCGUAACGGUCCUCAGAGUGCCCCCUUCGCCCAACGACUGGAUCUUGGCUGGGUUGUCGUAGGAGAUGUGUGUCUCGGGUCAGCCCACAAAGCGGCAGCUGUGACUUCCUACCGUACCAGUGUGCUUGAAAAUGGAAGACCAUCUCUCCUCACUCCAUGUCCCAACCAGCUUCAAGUCAAGGAAAGGUUCAGCUCCAAAGUACACAAUGCAACUUCUUCUAGCAGCCUUAAAUUCAACAUCCCUGUCCUCGAUGACAGCAACUUGGGCAACACGAUCUUCCAGAGCACUAAAGAUGAUGAUCAAGUAGGACUUUCCAUCGAGGACCGAAUGUUCCUGGAUUUCAUGGACAGAGAGAUGACAAUGGAUGACACCAACAGCUGGGUGGCACCGCUUCCAUUCAGAUCUCCUCGUCAAAGACUGCCAAACAAUAGACAACAAAAAAUCUUCGAUCGCAACCAUGCUGAGUUGGCACCGCCACUAGAGGAAGGAGGUGAGUGCUGGUACUUACCUAUUUUUGGUGUCUAUCAUCCCCAGAAGCCGGACAAGAUCAGGGUCGUCUUCGACUCCAGUGCUCAAGAUCAUGGCAUUUCCCUGAAUGACGUACUACUUACUGGGCCGGAUCUAAACAACAGUUUGCUUGGCGUGUUGCUGCGCUUCAGAAGAGAGACUGUUGCUGUAAUAGCAGACAUUGAACAAAUGUUCCACAGCUUUGUCGUUCGCAAAGACAACAGAGACUUUUUGCGCUUCUUGUGGUUCAAAGAAAACGACCCCGGCCAAGAGAUUGUGGAGUAUCGCAUGAAAGUCCAUAUAUUCGGUAACUCACCCUCCCCAGCAGUAGCCAUCUACGGGCUUCACCGUGCAGCAGAACAUGGAGCAGAGGAACAUGGAUUAGAUGCCAAACACUUUGUGGAACGCGACUUCUACGUCGAUGACGGGCUCACGUCGCUACCUUCAGCCACGGAAGCCAUCGACCUGCUGACAAGGACACAGGAGAUGUUGGCUGCUUCAAACCUGAGACUCCACAAGAUAGCAUCCAACUGCUCUAAUGUGCUAAAGGCCUUCUCUCAGGAAGAUCAUGCAGGAGGACUACAAAACUUGGAUUUCGACGACAACUCCACUCUCGUCCAACGCAGUUUGGGACUCAGCUGGGAGCUAAAGCAUGACAUCUUCACCUACAAAACAAUAGCCACAGAGAAACCCUACACACGUAGAGGUGCUCUAGCAGUAGUGAACAGCCUGUUCGACCCUCUCGGUCUUGUAGCUCCAGUCGUCAUUCAAGGGAAGUUUCUACUCCGAGAACUGACUUGCAACGAAGCCCUUGACUGGGACACCCCUCUACCGAAGACAAAGGAAGCUGAAUGGAAGAUGUGGAAAGAUUCAUUACAAGAUUUACAAGACAUUAGGAUACCUAGAGCGUACUCAACUACCACCUUGUCUACUGCACAGAAGAGAGAACUUCAUUUUUUCUGUGACGCUUCAGUAAAGGCUAUCGCUGCCGUUGGCUACCUCAAAGUAAUUGACAGCGAUGGAGGGUGCCACGUCGGUUUUGUCCUGGGAAAGGCGAAACUAGCACCUCCAUCCGCCCACACUAUUCCAAGACUGGAAUUGGGAGCUGCUGUACUCGCAGUGGAAAUGGCAGAGUUGGUACAGAGAGAGCUGGACAUUUGUAUUGACACAAUGCAUUUCUACACAGACAGCAGAGUCGUCCUGGGAUACAUCUACAACCAGACCAGGCGAUUCUACGUGUACGUCUGCAACAGGGUGCAGCGAAUCAGAAGGUCAACCAAACCAGAUCAGUGGCACUACGUCCACACAGCUCAAAACCCAGCAGAUCAUGCUUCACGAUCAGUUCCUGCAACGGAGCUAACAAACACUACAUGGUUCACAGGACCCACCUUUCUGUACCUGCCUGAUGAAGUUCCCAGCUCUGAAAUGGAACAUCACAAGCUCGUCGACCCAGACACUGACAGCGAGGUACGUUCCCAUGCUACAGCACUUUCCAUUCCUCACUCUAAGCUAGGAUCUCAUCGGUUUGGGCGAUUUUCCACAUGGAAGUCACUAGUACGGGCUAUCACUUCCAUAACCAACAUGCUGGAACGUAAAAGAGCACCAGUCACAACCGGCGAUAUCACUAAACCCGUUACAGCACAACUAUCAAAAGCAGAGACUAUCAUAAUUAGUUGUGUGCAAAAAGAGACUUACAGAACUGAGCUCGACUGCUUGGCUGCUGGGAAAAACAUUCCAAAAGACAGUCCCCUAAGAAAGCUGGACCCUUACAUGGAUGAAAAGGGACUUUUGAGGAUAGGAGGAAGGCUCAAGCAUGCCACACUGGACAUUGGAGAGCAGUUUCCUAUUAUCAUUCCAGCCCACAACCAAAUUGGGAAGCUCCUUGUGAGACACUACCACCAAAAGGUCAAACAUCAGGGUCGUGUCUUCACAGAAGGAUCCAUCCGUACAGCAGGAUACUGGAUUGUUGGUGCCAAACGGUGCAUCAACAGCAUUCUCCGCAAAUGUGUGGUUUGCAACAAACUUCGUGGAAGGACUGCUGAACAGAAAAUGGCGGAUCUUCCCCCUGACCGUCUGUGCACAGAACCACCUUUUACCUAUGUGGGACUUGAUGUGUUCGGUCCCUGGUCUGUCACCACGAGACGGACCCGUGGAGGUCAAGCUGAAAGCAAGAGGUGGGCAGUGCUCUUCACGUGCAUGAGCACGCGUGCCGUGCACAUAGAACUCAUCGAAUCAAUGGAAACAUCAAGUUUCAUCAACGCUUUACGUCGAUUAUUUGCACUGAGAGGACCCGCAAAGCAGAUUCGUUCCGACUGUGGGACAAACUUCAUUGGUGCCUGCAAGGAGUUGCACAUGGUCCUAACAGAUCCCAAAGAGCCCAAUGUCAGGAAGUAUUUGGGUGAGGAAGGGUGUACGUGGAUUUUCAACCCGCCUCAUUCCUCCCAUAUGGGAGGAGCCUGGGAACGCAUGAUUGGAGUCUCCAGAAGAAUUCUUGACUCCAUGCUUCAAGAAUCCAGCCGAUCACAUCUCACUCAUGAAGUGUUGUCUACGCUAAUGGCAGAAGUAACAGCGAUCAUUAAUGCCAGACCACUCACACCGAUCUCCUCAGACCCGGAAUCUCCUUUCCUUCUGACCCCUGCUUCGCUAUUGACGCAGAAGUUGUGCACUCUCCCUGCCCCUCCUGGAACGUUCGACAACAAGGAUCUCUACCGCCAGCAGUGGAGGAAGGUGCAGCAUCUCGCCAACACCUUUUGGCACAGAUGGAGGCGCGAAUACCUUCCCACACUUCAAAAUCGCAACAAGUGGCAAGAUGUCAAGCCUAAUCUGAAGGAGGGUGACCUUGUGUUGCUCAAAGACAAUCAAGCUAAGAGGAACGAGUGGCCCCUGGCUCUUGUCACAAAGACUUUCCCCGACCAGGACGGGAAGGUCAGGAAGAUAGAACUCAAGGUCACAAGAUCUGGAUCUGCAAAGACUUUUCUGAGGCCUGUCUCUGAGACAGUCCUUCUCUUGGCAGCUAAUGAUACAGACUAAGUUAAGUUAGGUUUCUGUAAUUUGUAUCAAUCAUGUUCCUACUGCAGUUCGAAAUAGUGGUAUAGUAUUUAUACCAGGCGGGGAGUGUGACGUAACAUUAUCAGGUAAUAAGAAGGGACUUUUAUUUUGAAGGCG